Molecule: messenger RNA, 2993 nt
Organism: Pogonomyrmex barbatus (red harvester ant)
Lineage: Eukaryota; Metazoa; Arthropoda; Insecta; Hymenoptera; Formicidae
Gene: pxb
Product: putative Hedgehog signaling attenuator pxb
Source: RefSeq, a predicted model, not a curated record
AUCCGUAUAACUAUUUGAAUAACGAUCGUUCUCUCUUUUCAGAUGAUAGACGCCUCUUACCAUACAAACCCGUCGUUGCAAAGCACUGCCCUAAUCAUCACCUGCGCUGUGGUCCUCCUGCUGAUGGCCGCGAUCGUGUCCGUCGUUUUCUGGAAGCACAAGCGGAAAGUGCAAAAUCUACUACCGUGCAAGAGCGCAGCGGGCGCGGCGGCUGUCGCCGGACGAGGCCGCGUACUGCCGGACGGCCAGCCGCAUCCGGGCCCCGGCAUCGGCGGCGCCGGCGGCGCCGCCGGCGCCGUCCUUUACGAGGACCUCCAGGAUCACGCGGUGUCGCACUCGCAGCUGCACAACCACCUGCCGGCGGGCCACGGCCAGGCGCCGACGAUCGAGAUGCUGGACGUCAAGGAGGGCGGAAGAGGGGUGUUCGUCUGCAGCAGCCCCGGUCCUGAUCCUUACACAUCGCAGGACCUCUAUAAUCCUGUCUACGAGGAGCUCAGCAACGGGGACCAUCCGGAGACGGACGAGGAGAGCGAGUUGAACGCCCGCAAUCGUCUGCACCAUCAUCACCAUCAUCACCGUCACCAUCACCGCACGUCCAGCGCGUCCAAGCCGGCGAGCGAGGACGAGUUCGCCGAGGACGAGCUGUCGGUGGGCGAGCCCUCGGAGGCGAGGAUGCUCACCUCGAGCAGCGGCCCCACCUGGGGCACGUGCCCGGCCGGUGGUAGACCACCCCGCGAACGACGUGGCCGCAGCCCCAGGAGCCUCGACCGACGUAGACGAGAUAAGAGUCACGACAUGGGCGAGUUCCACGAGGGUAUGCUGCUCGACGCGCUGCUUCAGCUCUACCCUAGCGUCGCGGGCGUGGCCGGUGCGCGAACGGGCACCAACAGCACCCAACGUCAGCAGUCCGUCCCGUCGGUGGCGCACAGGUUGCCGUACUUCGUGCCGCCCUUGCCGGCCGCGCAGGCACCGCGUCUCGAGGAAAACCCUUACGAGAGCGUGCCGGUGCUGGGCCCGCUGCAUCGUUACUCCAGCCAGAACAGGAGCGGCAAGGAUCGCUCGCGCAAUGGCAAGCCCGGCAACGACAAGUACAAGUACCUGUCGUCGCAGCAGCAAUACGGCGGCGACUACUACGGUCUGCAGGGCCAGCCAGACGUCACGACGCCGCUCUAUACCCAGGUGGGCGGCGAAUACUCGGACACAUAUUCGCAGCCGACCGACCGGCUGUUCGACGACAAGUACAGCCAGCCGGUUUAUUACACGAAUUCGACCCGGGACUCGGCGUGCGAUCAGUCGAACAACGCCGGCCGGCUCUACCAGGGCCAGCCCGACAGCAGUUUCGGCAGCGAUAGCGGCUACAGCCAUCACACGUCCGGCACCACCGGCACCACCGGCACCAACGGCACCAACGGCACCCGCGGCAGCAACUCCCGGACGAACCACCGCAGGGACAAGCAACGAAACUCCCAUCAUUCGCACCACUCCGCGGACUACAUUGUGUCCUAAUGGAGGAUCGGUCGCAACGUCUCUGAAGGUGUUUUUCCCGGAGACGUGCUCUCGUUACAGGAGAGGAGAGGGACAGAGAGACGAGAUGAGACCUCGUUCCUGUCACAACGUUGUCAGGAUCGGAUGAUGCUCAUCGAGCGCGCUUGUUAAGGCAGAGAGCGGCUGACGCCGAUUCGGCUGUGCUGAACUGUUGUAUUUUGAUACUUCGACGUCCACGGUUAAGAGUCAAUAAGGGUAUUCUUGUCGCUUCGGCGAGUCAAGUCGCUACGGUCACAGCGAGCGACGACUUCGAUCGUCGAAGCGACGAGAAAACCGGCGAGCAAUUCGGACUUGACUAGAAAAAAAAUACAGUGAUCUCUUAGUGAUUUAUACAUGUAGCUGAUGCGCAAGACUAUCUAACAAAUCUAUUUGUAAUCCAAUGAGACUCAGGCUGGUACCAAAGGACGCUAAUGAUUACUUUUUAAGUCUAAUCCUUUGUAAUUUAUGUAGAGAAAAAGUGCGUUAACCGCGGAACGAGCCGACUUCCUUGUAACGCAGAUCGUGCGACUGCCAAUCGCGAAGAAUUCCGUAGUUACUCUAAGCAAUCAGUCCUGUCGCUCUUCUCAGCGAUUCGUGGAUAACUUUGCAGACAGACAAACGUACGAAAUACUCGAAGUCGAAACCCGACAGAUUAGAAAUCUGUAAAUUUGUUUAUCCUAAGAUGUAAAAUAAAAUUUGAUAUUCUUAAAGUGACAGUAAGAAUUGGAUUCUUCAACCGAGAUCUAAAAUGUAUUAUAACAUUUUUAAACUAGAUAAACGAGGGUGUUCAAAAUGAACGGUGCAAAUUGCGAAAUAAGCGGGUCUCGAUUACGGAUGUUUCGCCCCUCCGAUUAACCGAUCCACUGCCAGUCCUAUCUUAAACGGUCGGGCGUGUUCAACCGACCGGCAAGUUUCGUACAAACUUUGAUACGACGAAACGUGUAAUUUUUGUCCCGCCCUCGGAGGAGCGGAUCCGAUCGCACAUUUAUAGGGAACAUUAGAUAGUGUUAAACGGUUAUCUAGUCCGAUAAUAAUCACUUUUCGACGCUUUAGGGAGCCUCGUCAACGCGACACCCACGCUUGCUAAUGAUAGUCUUGAAAUGUAAUAAUAAACGCACGCACAAUAGAUUAACGCCUUGAAUCAUCCGUAAGCGGGAAAGAAGGAUAUAUGCACGUUGAAAUCUGAUCGAUCCAGAUUAUUGUAAAAGCAUUCUCCUGUUCUUUAGUUUCAAAACAGAUUCCUUAUUUACAAAAGAUAUAAAAACAACUUUUGCGAUCGAUGUAUUUUUAUAAUAGACCAUAACACAUAACGUGACAUUCCAAAUCUGGAAUCGAUAUAUCAAAUGUCUUGUAUUUCAAUAAAAAGCUUUUUGAGAUUUUAUAUGAUCUAUUAUAAGGUACGUAAACAAUGCUAAUAGCAACGAUAAAUGCAUUUGCCAAUCUUUCAAGCAAAGAAAUCUUGCAAAAAA